Molecule: messenger RNA, 1059 nt
Organism: Ilex paraguariensis (yerba mate)
Lineage: Eukaryota; Viridiplantae; Streptophyta; Magnoliopsida; Aquifoliales; Aquifoliaceae
Source: the annotation of a GenBank genome assembly
AUGGGUUUUAGGCUGAAUCUUAAAUGGGGGUUUUCAGUUCAAUCACCUUCCUUCACCAACUCAUCUCCUUGGCCUUCCUCAUAUUCCUGCUGGGGGCCGUUCUGUGACUCUGCAAGGGCAUCUUUCCCACCUGUUAUUUCUGGAGAUAGUGAGACUUUGUACAAUGAUCCUCUGCAAGCACAUGCUUGUUCAUCCGCUUCACAAACCUUGAGCAAUGAUUACUCAGAAAUGGAAGAAAUAAAGAUGAAUGUUGGCAAGAGGUCCCGCCGUUGCUUAUAUAACAUGGUUGAAAGUAAUAUCCAGGCACCCAAUGGAGAGGAUAAAUUGGUAUUGAUAACAAACUUACAAACAAGCAAAGCAUCACAUUUCAGUUUAUUGAUGGAAAAUCUUGUCAUGUUGGAGGAGACAUUUGCUGAUUCAGACGUGGUAAGGUUGGAAAGAGAUAUUCUGGUGCAAUUAGAAAGGCUUGGAGCUCUGAAAUUAUUCCAUACAUGUCUCUCCAAGGCACUUAAUUACCCCACUCUAUUUGACUUGUCUGAUGUGCCACCUGUGCUUAGUGAAGAACAUCGGAUGAAUAACGCUUUGGAUAAACACAUGACUGAGAUUGUUGUUCGCUCUGGUAAGAAGGGGAAAAGAAAAUUAAGAAGAGAGAGAACAUCAAAAAAGGCAAAAAAUGUAUGUGCAUUACCAUUGCCCUCAAAAUACAAUCGUAAAGACCCCCAACAGUUUAACUUUUCUUCAGUAAGAAGAUCAGCAAACUCCAGAAAUAGAAGACUUAGAGUUGCUAAGAAUGUGGCAGAAAUGUCGAGAGGGGUUAAGUUGGUUGCAAACUUGGAAAGAAUCAGAGAAAUAGUGGAAGAGGAAACAGGGCAAAUAGCUAGCUUGAGUAACUGGGCAGAAGCUGCUGGAGUUGACAAGAAGGUAUUGCAGGAGCAUUUGCAUUUUGGUUGGGAUUGCAGGGAUGAGCUUUUAAGAAGUACAAGAUCCUUAGUUAUAUACCUUGCAAGAAACUACAGGGGACUGGGAGUGGCCUUUGAAGAUAUAAUUCAGGUUGGUUGA